Molecule: messenger RNA, 1530 nt
Organism: Rhinocladiella mackenziei CBS 650.93
Lineage: Eukaryota; Fungi; Ascomycota; Eurotiomycetes; Chaetothyriales; Herpotrichiellaceae
Exons: 2
Coding region: 1-1530 (509 amino acids)
Biological process (GO): nitrite transport; nitrate transmembrane transport
Cellular component (GO): membrane
Molecular function (GO): nitrite transmembrane transporter activity; nitrate transmembrane transporter activity
Source: RefSeq, a predicted model, not a curated record
AUGAUCCCCAUCUCAAUUCUCUGGCGUGCGCCAGAAGUCAAUCCUGUCAACCAGAAAGCACGGUCGAUCCCUGUCCUCAACCCUUUCGACAAAUAUGGCCGAGUUUUCUUCUUCUCUUGGUUCGGAUUCUUCAUCGCCUUCUGGUCCUGGUACGCUUUCCCUCCAUUGAUGACCGUCACCAUCAAAAAGGAUCUCAACAUGUCCACCGUGGACGUCGCCAAUUCCAACAUCGCUGCGUUAACGGCCACGCUUCUGGUUCGAUUCGUCGCCGGUCCCUGCUGUGACCGGUUUGGUGCAAGAUGGACAUUCAUCGGCACCCUGCUCCUGGGAUCAAUUCCCACUGCUCUGUCUGGCACCGUUUCAAGUGUGGCCGGCUUGAUCACGAUCCGCUUCUUCGUCGGCAUUCUUGGAGGUACUUUCGUACCUUGUCAAGUCUGGUCAACCGCAUUUUUUGACAAGAACGUGGUGGGAACGUCCAAUGCGUUGAUUGGAGGCUGGGGCAAUUCUGGUGGAGGUAUUACCUACUUCCUCAUGCCUGUGAUUUUCAACAGCCUCGUGAAUCACCAAGGACUUUCAGAGCAUGUAGCCUGGCGAGUUGCCUUCAUCGUACCAUUCAUUCUCAUCGUCGCCACCGCUCUAGGCAUGACGCUCUUUUGUCCGGACACUCCAACGGGCAAAUGGAGCGAGCGACAUCUUCAUACUUCUCAACUUCUUUCCUCUCACGGCCUCAGCAUCACCACCGAUGAGAAGGGCAUUUCCCAUGAACCAAGCGGCAGUUCGACGCCGAACCGCGACAUGGAAAAAGUUGAUUCGAAAGGCGCCACGGCCCCAACCUCUCACAACCCAGAAGCUCAUCUCUCGUCGCAAGAAAUGCUCGACAUUGCUCGGGGAGAAGUGAUACAGAAACCGACCUUCAAAGAGGCUCUGAACGUCAUCUUCUCCCUGCAGGCUCUCUUCCACUGCGCGACGUACUUCUGUUCUUUCGGUGGCGAACUAGCGAUCAAUUCAUAUCUUGGGGCAUACUAUCUGAAGAAUUUCCCGGAACUCGGCCAGACUGGCUCAGGCCGUUGGGCGAGUAUGUUCGGCUUGUUGAACGUUGUGACGCGCCCGUUAGGUGGCGUCGUUGCCGAUAUCCUCUACAGAUAUACUAAGUCGACGUGGGUGAAGAAAAUCUGGAUCCUGUUCGUGGGCGUUGUCUCCGGCGCCUUUCUCAUUGCCAUCGGCCUGACUGACCCGCACGACGAGGCGACGCUCUUCGGCCUUAUCGCUGCCAUGGCCGUGUUUCUUGAGGCCGGCAACGGCGCCAACUUUGCCCUGGUACCCCACGUCCAUCCCUUCGCCAACGGCAUCCUAUCGGGCCUCACCGGCGCCGCAGGCAAUUUGGGUGGUGUCUGCUUUGCGAUCCUCUUCCGGUUCCACGGCAAAGACUACGCUGCCAGUUUCUGGAUCUCUGGCGUCAUGGUGAUUGCCAUGAAUGUAGCUGUUUCUUGGAUCAGACCUGUGCCGAAGCACCAGAUUGGAGGGCGAUAA